UUUGGGUAGAGAAUAGAUGUAGACUUAUAGUUCAAGUGGCUUCUCGCAAACGUCUACAGAAUUCGCGCAUAACAGCCGCUGUAAAUUGUCGAUACGGUCUACACUACCGAAAACCAACACACCGGAAGUUGCAUUGACAACAACAAUUAUUCGGAAUUAUGUAUUUUCAGACCUACUUGUUUACCGCCGCUAUUCUGUUGGCUGCAGAGUUCGCUGAACCGUUCAGCGAACUGGAAGCCGAAUGCAGCACAUCGUCAGCAGCCAUUGCAUCUCCCGAUUCUGUCGUCCCGGUGGAAAAGUUCUUCUUCCGCACGGAUAAUUUUACGCAGGCCGAAUAUUUCGCAUACUCGGUUUUGGUAGACGGCUCAACGCCUCUCUGCGACAUUGGUCCUUUAGUGCAGUCCUUUUAUCAUCAGGUAGAGGGUGAAAGCACGAUUUACCUGACGUACAUCGAAGCGCGCUGUUUAGAUGGAGUCCGCGCCGCGGCCGCCCAAUUGACUCGCAACAUCCACAACAUCAGCUCCGACCGCGCGGUGACGCUCCAGUUGCACGAACGCGCCGACACGGACGAUCCGGUGCACUAUGACGUCAUCGACCCGGUUCGUCAGCUACUGAUCGAGCUGCACGUGCUGCGCUGCGUCACGGCGACCAUCACCGGCAAAAUCUACGCUGCCGGUACACUUCCGAAUUUGGUUACCCUGGAACUGCAAGGGGGCAGGAACCUGACGAUUCGGAAACGGGACUUUUCCCAGAUGCAGAACGUGCAGAUGAUCCGUUUCGUUAUCUCCACGAUCGCUAUGAUAGAGACACACACGUUCACCGAUUUGCCAAGGCUGAAAAGCCUGAUGUUGGAGUAUGACCUCGGUCUGGAAUUGAUGGCGUUGCACCGGGGCCACGAGUCCCCUUUAACCGAGGCUGAUUUUGCCGUCGUACGCCGCCUGCAUUGUGACUGCUCCUUGGCGUGGCUCCGCAACUUCCUUAAACAGAAGCUGCACUUGGCCGCCCCUAAAGAAACCGGCGAAGUCGCAGUGAUUGGGAGUUAUAGGACUCCGGCGGUCACCACCCAUGAAGAGUUUCCCAGUGUUUUCAGUGUGGAUUGCACCGGCAAUCUGACGUACGAUAACAUUCGUGCCGGCACACACUUUUCGUACAACACGUCUUGUUACGAUGUGGCGCAGUGCUGAAGUAUCUGGCGCCUUAUGCGUGACUGUGAGAAUACGCUUCUUUACUUACGAUAUUCAAGUUUUCGAAAUCCGAGGCUUAUUCUGUACUUGACGAAUUAAACAGUGUCUUCAUGUAUAAGCAAAUACGAUUGUGCUAAAUAUUGAAUUCUCCGGUAGCUCUGGAGUUUGGCUUCUGUUGGAUUUAUUUACGCAGUAAUAAUUAUCAGCCGCA
Messenger RNA from Paramacrobiotus metropolitanus, 1395 nucleotides. RefSeq lists its product as uncharacterized. The coding region runs from base 159 to 1184 and encodes 341 amino acids. Lineage: Eukaryota; Metazoa; Tardigrada; Eutardigrada; Parachela; Macrobiotidae. The transcript has 2 exons. The record is from RefSeq and is a predicted model, not a curated record.